Messenger RNA from Notolabrus celidotus (New Zealand spotty), 3646 nucleotides. It is a transcript of the gene drc12, whose product is annotated as coiled-coil domain containing 153. The record is from RefSeq and is a predicted model, not a curated record. The transcript is spliced from 6 exons. Bases 767 to 1588 code for a protein of 273 amino acids. NCBI's taxonomy places the organism in Eukaryota, Metazoa, Chordata, Actinopteri, Labriformes, Labridae.
AUCAGUGGACUUAACAUCAGUUUUGUUAGAUGAAAACCCCGAUUAUGGCUAGAAGAAGUCACUCACACCCUGUGCAGCCGCCGUGUGCUGCAGCUAGCUGUACUGCUGUCUCUCUGCAGGGACCCACGCAGGCUAAUUAGCUGAGCACAGACCUGACUCUGCUCGCCCUGCUCAGCUGGAGGACAACGGCUCCGAUUCUCUGCCCAGAAGCCUCGUGAAGUGUGUCCUCUCCUCUUGACAAAACCCCGAUGUCGUUCCCCUUUUUGUCAGCGGCAGCAGCAGCUCGUUUCGCCUGUGCUGUGUGUUGACGGGAAGUUGAGUGUCUGUGUGACAGUGUCAGCCCUCCUCUGUGGGCUGAGACGCUGACGACGCACAGCACUCACCGAUGGCCGAGGAGAGGAAGUUGCAUCGAAAACUGCUAAAGCUUCACGAACAUAAAAAGAACAUGAGGGGAUAAAUAAAUGUUGGAUUUAAACAUUGCCCUUUUUUUGUGUGUGUCCCCCGUGACGUGUAUGUGCGGCCCUUUCCUUUCCUGUACGUCCCCUUCCGUUUGUCCCCCACCCCCUUCACAACCCAAACUCCACGCCUUCCAUAUGCGUGUUCGCGAGCCAUGAAUGUAGCCGGGCGCGCGCCACAGUCAGUACAGCAUUCAUGAAACGUCGAGGAGAUGCUGAAUGCAGCCUUAAAUUCCCGCAGCGCUGGCCUCGGUCACCCUUGACAACAACUGACGCUUUACGUGUCUCACGAGAAGUAAGGAUCCAAUUACAUGUCCAAGUGUGCACGAGCUAAAAAGGAAAAAAAGCUAUCCCAGUCAGGGUGUGAUUGGCUGCUGAUAAAGUCAAUCAGCUAUCAAUCAAGCUGGACAGCUAGUACCAUGGCAACUCACUCAGCAACCACAGAACAGCAAGCAACAAAUGCUCAUCCCUGUAUGUUAGUGUGUCCAUUCAGUGAGCAAAGCUAUAGUGUGUGUGCAGGGAGCCUCCAAGCAAGAAAAAUGCCCCCAAAGAAAAAAACAAAAAAGACCACAAAGAAGAUUCCAGAAAAAUGUCAAAAUGACUUGGAAGCAAAGUAUAAGCGCAGCAUUCUGGAUGUAGCUGUCCUACAGGACCAUAUUGCAUUGCAGUGUGAGUCUGUAAAAAAGGUACAGUCUGAUAGAGUCGACCUGAGGAGACGCAUGAGAGACGUGGAGCAGAAGCUGCAGCACGAGAGACAAGACCACAGGGACGUCAACUCUGACCUCAGUCGACAGUACAAAACCAUGCAGACGGAGCUGAGCAGCAAGGUGAAGAGGCUGGAGAAGGAGGUCAGCCAACUGAAAGAGGAACUUGCCUUGUGUCAGGGUGAACAGAAGAAAGAGAAAAGAGAGCGGGAACAUGUUGAACAGCAGAAGGAUGCCAUUAUAUCUGACCUCAAACACAAGCUGGACAACAUGGAGACGGACUAUGAGAAGAUCCUGCAUGAGACUCUUGACAGCCUGACUUCCCAGCUGUCUGUGACUCGACAGGGAUGGAAGGGCGAGAGCACAGAGCUUCAUCAAAACCACAAGGACAUGCUCUUUGAAUUUGGCCUGAAUGCUGCAGACAUCUAAAAGAUGGACCCAGAAGAACGAAAGGCAGCCAUUCCUCUCAGGGAGACACAUCUGUGGUUAUUUUCUGUCAGGCUGUUAUAUGUGUAUUGUGUUAAACUAAAGUGAUGCCUGCAAUAUAUGCCACUUUCAGCUCAUGAUGUACUAUGCUGAACACAGAGUAUAAAAUAGGCUAAUAUAUCUGUGCAUGUAUUCAUAGUUUACCAUAUACUGUGUGUAAUGUUGAGUAAUGGCCACUAGGUGUAGCAAAUAACUUUAUGUUUUAGGAAGUGAUGGUCAGAAUAUAUUAGAUACUUACAGUGUGUUAUUAUUUUUGUUAUGAUUCUUAUAUUUGGUAACUCAUAUAAAACUCUUUUCUUCAGGAACAUGAUAUUUAUUAAGAAAAAUAAAAUUGUGUGAGGACCACUCUUACAAGAAAUUAAAUGCAUGAGUGCUGUACCAUACUGUACAGACUAUAACAGGUAGCUAUGUGACAACAAGGAUACACAUUUUGUCAGGUUGUGAUUUAUGCUAAGUAGGUGAACCAGAUGCCAAAUAUGGUAACAGGAAGUGUGAGGUGACCGGGCACCAUGAACCACAGAGAAGUUAGGACACUAAACUGUUAUGUUACUGCAUUGCAGUGAUUUCACUCAACCCUGAAAAGAAAAGAAUGAAAACGUAUAAAAAGUAAACCAAUAGAACUGUUGAUAUGGGAAGCAUAAGAGUUGACAAUAACAACACAAAAGCAUGAUAACAAUUAAUGGUGCAGGAAAAAUGAUUAAUCUACCCAGCAUCGAUAAAAGUCAACGUUCCCUGCAGGGAGCCAGAUAAACAGAUUUCCCUUUCAAGGCUGUCAUUCGUGCGACUUAUUCACAGCCCACUGCUAUUAUUUUAGCCUCUCAUCUAUGAGGUAAUGAAUCAUUUACUCUGGGAUUAAGAUAAUUCUCCGCUCUGACGACCAAUUAACACCGGAGCUCAAGAGGCCUUUGUCUGAAAACCAGUAUUUUCUCCCUAAACCACAAGGAGCUUUUGCCUUCAGAGCCAAUGUGUUUUUGUUUGUUCAGGGUUUAAUGGGGUUGACUGAUGGCCAAAUAGAGCUUUAAAUGACAUAAGCAUAAUGCAUCUGGGGAAACAUCCCAAAAAAUUACUCAUUAGCAGUGUGUUAAGUAGUAAUACUUCUCCUAAGAAAAUGUGCUUGUAAAAAUAUUCUGCAGUAUGAAUAGUAGUACUCAGUGGAGGCAGAAGCACUGAGGAAAUACUUAAGUAAAAAUAACAAUAGAGAAACAGCUGAAUAGAGGAUACUUAUUUUCAAGUGUAAGUCCUGUAUUCCAGUGUAUUUGAUCAAGAGUGUAAGAAUGAAAGCUUAAAGUAUUGUUAAUAUCAAAAGUAAGAUGACAUUAUCACAAACGCUCUGACUGAUGGACAUAGAAGCUAAGAUGGUCAAUGUUUCUUUGCUAACAACUCUUUAAUAAAAUGCUACAUGAGGUCAAACUAGACACUGUUUUUGUAAGGAGUGACAAACAAAAAUGAACUUCUUUUUAAAGCUUCAGCAAUGUCAUUUAGAAGCUACUAAACAUUAUUUAGUAAAAUAAUCGAUGUUUUCAUCUGUCACAUAAACAAAACGAACAGUAAGCUCAAGUUUUCCCUCUGAAAUUCAGUUGAGAAGAUGUGUCUUAGCACAAUAGAAUGAGAGUAAAUGACUCCAUGUCUUGUUAAAGUUUAUAUCUAAAAUUUUAACCUUGCACAACCAUGCCUCAGGUGUUUCGUCCAUAGUGAAUAUGAUUGAUGGACAGCAACUAAUUUUAGCUCUGCUAAUGUUUGUGUGCUGUCACUGAUGUGUUUUCUAGGAGAUAAAUGAUGCUCUGUAUAAAAGUGGAGUCAUUACAGAAAGUGACUGAUUGGCUCUUCCUCCUUAGAACUUAAAUUCAAGGUGAACACAGACUUUUUGAACCACUUUUAAAACACCCUCUGGUUUCUUUUGACUGCCUCACCCGUACAAUUCUUCUGGAGAGCUCCAAUGGCUUUGUUGGGCCGUACCCUGUUGAUCGAUUUCCACAAUAAAAGCUGUCUGCUUUCAUUUUU